CUGCAAAGCCAGAAUCCGGGAGGCCUUUCUGUGUGCACGGCUGCACAGGGAAUUACAAGAGCCCUGGUCUGUGGGCGCAGAAAUGGCAGUUUAUUUUUAGGUACCAAAUCAGUAUUUUCCAAAACAAAGUAUUCAGUGGGAACUGGGGUGGGGUGCUCCCUUGUAGCUGCUAAGCUCGUUCCUGCACGGCCUAAGAGGAGACCCCUACUCUCAGCUGUACUUCUGCAAUUAGAGAGUGUGCUGGGAAGGUCGGCUAGCCUCUGCAAACUCUCCUGAGAUGAGCCACACACGUACCACCUAUCCUUGCCAAAAUACAGUUGACCUUUGAACAACACUGGUUUGAAGUGCCCACCUUCACUUACAUGUCUCUUUUCUUUUUUUUGUUUGUUUGUUUUGGCAGACGCACUGCAGGAUCCCAUAAGUGCCCUUAGAAUUUUCUUCCUCACAUUUCCUCCUGUCCAGCUUCCUUCAUUGUAAGAAUAGAGCAUCCAGUGCUUAUAAUACACAAAAUAACGGGCAAGUGCCCCGUAAGUCUUCUGGACAACUGUGGGCUUUUCGCAGCUAUGUUUUGGGGGCCGUCAAAAGUUAUAAGCGGGUUUUUCAGUGUGUGGCAACCCUCACGUAGUUUCAGCAUCAACUGUGCUUUUGAAUUCCUCUGGCUACCUACUAACGGUGGGAGGGGGGCCCCUUUGGGCCACACUUGGAGAACCUCAGCUCUGAGUAGGAAGAACACAUUUUUCAGUGAGCUCCCCGCCCCCCCCCCCCCCAGAAGCCUCCACCCAGGGAAAUGAAUCUUUGUUUUACUUGAGCAAGCCUUUAACUUGUCUGAUAACACUGGAAUUUGUUUGUUUUUUUUUUUAACAUAUUUAUGUACAUUAGAAGUGAAUGCCGGGUGAGUAAGAACCAGCAAGCUUGGAGGGGCUUAGGGACAGGGAAGUCAACACGUGGCCUUUUCAGUUAGCUUGUAUACUGAGGGACGAUGAGAAAGCAGUCAAAACCCGUGGAGCACUGUCACUUACACGUAACCCCGCAAUGUCGCUCUGAGCCGGGUUUUGUCACCUGCCUAGGAGCCCCGUUCCGGGAGCUCCCCGGUCAAUCUGGGAAAGGAAUUUAGCCUUGGAGGUGGUGUCCCUGCACGGGCACACCAAAACGCGUGUUUGCAAAACUUGUUUGUGGUGUGUCGACAUGGCUGGCUGGCCCUGUUCUUUCUACCUGCUGAUUUAAAACAAACAAAAUUGUGGAAAUACAAAGUACUUGUGAAGUCACGUGCCUGCCAGACUGUGUGUUCCAGAAGAGGAUCCUUAUAUAGAAGGAUGAACGUUUGCUUCCUGGCCCUCCACGAGCCCCAGCCUGUCUGUCAUCUUAGAAAUGACUUUAGAUAUACUGGUGGGAGCACGUCCCCGCCCUGGGUCUGCUGGUGGCCCACAUCCCAAGCGGCAAACCCACUGCUUUGCCUUUUAAAGCUUUUCUGAUCAGCUCCUCGCUGCACUGGGUGUUUGGAUGAGAGCCACUGAACUUUGCCCUGGGCCUGGAGCUAAACAGUAACAAAGACCCAGUUCCCAUUUCCGGUUGGGAGUAACUUGACUUUUUUUUUUUUUUUUUUUUCUUCUGAGCACUGUGACCAGGAAGAUGGGCUUGGACCUUUUCGGGAAGGGGAAUGCAUGUGGCAGGCAGGACCUCUCAGGACCCCCGGGGAGGGGCUUGGAGACUGUCCCCCAGAGGUGCCCGAACCACCUGCCAAGGAUGCGCGGAGAAAGCCUGCCUUGAAGAAACCUUUACUGGUGACUGUGACCAACGCCAUUGUGGGCCGAGCGGUACAGAUGGUGGCGGCAGGCGGCCCUGCCCAGGGGCCUUCCAGGGGCUCGCCGGAAACAUCCCCUGCUCGUCGCCUGCUUUCCUGGGGGCCCCCAGAGAUCCUGACGAAGACCUGAUACCGCCGAAUUGUGCUGCCGGGGUAGGAUGGACCCGCUCAUACUCCAGAGCCAGCAUGCAGCGCUUUGGUUCCUUCCCCGGUCCCUCGACGGCCGUUCCUUGUCCAGGUGCGCGAUCCUGACUGGACUGCAGAACGUGCAGCUUGGGGUCUCCUCUUUCCGCAAGCCAUGGCUGUGUUGGAUUCCCUCCACCUGUCCUGCAGAUCCUGGGCCUCGUCUCUUUGCUUCCUACGUACAGUUGCCCACAGAACAGUGUCCUCCAACCAGCCCAGCAGGUGCGCAGGAAUGAGUGGAGGCCCCGCAGGCGGGCCGCGGCGCAGAAGCCAUGGAGGCGAAAGGCCUGGACCCGUCCCAGACAGACCUCAAGUUAGUGGCCCACCCACGCGCCAAGAGCAAAGUAUGGAAGUACUUUGGCUUCGACACCAACGCCGAGGGCUGCAUCCUGCAGUGGAAGAAGAUCUACUGUCGCAUCUGCAUGGCCCAGAUCGCCUACUCCGGCAACACCUCCAACCUCUCCUAUCACCUGGAGAAGAAUCACCCCGACGAGUUCUGUGAGUUCGUCAAGAGCAACACGGAGCAGAUGCGCGAGGCCUUCGCCACCGCCUUCUCCAAGCUGAAGCCCGAGGCGUCGCAGCUGACCCCACCGGACACGCUGGCCACCAAGGCUGGCCACGGCCACGAGAGCAAGCGGCAGCAGGAGCUCACGGCCGCUGUCAUCGGCCUCAUCUGUGAGGGCCUGUACCCCGCGUCCAUCGUGGACGAGCCCACGUUCAAGGUGCUGCUGAAGACGGCCGACCCCCGGUACGAGCUGCCCAGCAGGAAAUUCCUCUGCAGCAAGGCCAUCCCCGAGAAGUACGGCGCUGUGCGUGAGGCCGUCCUCAAGGAGCUCAGCGACGCAUCCUGGUGCGGCAUCUCCACGGACAUGUGGAGGAGCGAGAACCAGAACCGUGCCUAUGUCACGCUGGCCGCCCACUUCCUGGGCGGUGGGGCCCCCGGCUGCCUGUCCGUGGGCUCCCGCUGCCUGAAGACCUUCGAGGUCCCCGAGGACAACACGGCCGAGUCCAUCACCAGGGUCCUGUACGAGGCCUUCAUCGAGUGGGGCAUCAGCGCCAAGGUGUUCGGGGCCACCACAGACUGUGGCAAGGACAUCGUGAAGGCGUGCUCCCUGCUGGACAUCUCGGUGCAGAUGCCCUGCCUGGGGCACACGUUCAACGCGGGCAUCCAGCAGGCCCUGCAGCUGCCCAAGCUCGCCGGGCUGUUGGCCCGCUGCCGCAAGCUGGUGGAGUACUUCCAGCAGUCGACCGUGGCCAUGUACAUGCUGUAUGAGAAGCAGAAGCAGCAGAACAUGGCGCACUGCAUGUUGGUGAGCAACCGCGUGUCCUGGUGGGGCAGCACGCUGGCCAUGCUGCAGCGCCUCAAGGAGCAGCAGUUUGUCAUCGCGGGCGUGCUGGUAGAGGACAGCAACAACCACCACCUGAUGCUGGAGGCCGCCGAGUGGGCCACCAUCGCGGGGCUGGUGGAGCUGCUGCAGCCCUUCAAGCAGGUGGCCGACAUGCUCUCCGCCUCCAAGUACCCCACCAUCAGCAUGGUGAAGCCCCUGCUGCACAUGCUGCUCAACACCACGCUCAACAUCAAGGAGACCGACUGCAAGGAGCUCAGCAUGGCCAAGGAGGUCAUCGCCAAGGAGCUGUCCAAGACCUACCAGGAGGCGCCCGAGAUCGACAUGUUCCUCAACGUGGCCACCUUCCUGGACCCGCGCUACAAGCGCCUGCCCUUCCUGUCUGCCUUCGAGAGGCAGCAGGUGGAGAACAGGGUGGUGGAGGAGGCCAAGGGCCUGCUGGACAAGGUCAAGGACGCUGGCGGGGGCUACCGGACGGCGGAGGACAAGAUGUACGCGCUGCCCGAGGAGCCCCCGGUGAAAAAGCUGGUGCUGGCGUCCACGCCGCCGCCCACCAGCGUCAUCAACAGCAUGCUGGCCGAGAUCUUCUGCCAGACGGGGGGCGUGGAGGACCAGGAGGAGUGGCACGCGCAGGUGGUGGAGGAGCUGAGCAACUUCAAGUCGCAGAAGGUGCUGGGCCUCAACGAGGACCCCCUCAAGUGGUGGUCCGACCGCCUGGCGCUCUUCCCCGUGCUGCCCAAGGUGCUGCAGAAAUACUGGUGCGUGGCGGCCACGCGCGUCUUUCCGGAGCGACUCUUUGGCUCCUCCGCCAACGUGGUCAGCGCCAAGAGGAACCGACUGGCGCCGGCGCACGUGGACGAGCAGAUCUUCCUGUACGAGAACGCGCGCAGCGGCACCGAGGCCGAGCCCGAGGACGAGGACGAGGGCGAAUGGGGCCUGGACCACGAGCAGGUGUUCCCCCUAGGGGACGCCGUGCACGCCGGCUUCUUUGGCAUCAGGGACGGCGGCUUCGUGUAGGUGCUGGCGGGGUGGGGGUGGGGUCGCCGUGGCGCUGGACCCCGCGGAUGUUCCGCUGUGAAUACCCACUGCCUGCGUGCGUGUGCGUGGGUGGCCGGGCCGAGGAGAGCAAAGGCACAGGAGGGAAACAUGGGGCUGCUGUGCGCGUCUUUCUUCGGGGAGCCCAGGCUCAUCGUCGCAAAGUGGCAGAAAUCGACAGAGAAAGUGCUAGAAGUCCCCACGCGCACCUGCUGGCUGCUGGUUGCAGAUAACGAACUCCGGGAGCAGCGCGCAGCCAGCAGGGACGGACGGUCGGAGGGAGGGAGCCCCGUUCGCUUCCUACAUAAAUUAAUUCCACCCCCAAGGCCGUCCUGUUCUCCGCGGGAUGGUUUGCGAUAAACCCCAGAAAAACAUCCAAACUCCCACAUCCUUCCCGGCCCACACGCCUUCGCUAGGCCUUCCCGGACCUGUUGCGCACAGGAGCUCGUGUUUACUGCCCAGCGGAAGCACACACUUUGCCUUUGGCAUGGCCGGGGACACCCCUCUCCGGCCCUCGCGCCCCGUGCGGGAGACGCACAAGCUUUGGGUUUGGUGCAAAGCAUGAAAAGAGCAAUAGGGCGCGGGCCGUGGGGACAACGCAGGCAAAGUAGUGGACGUGCUGUGUCUUCUGCCUUUUGUCGCCUCGCUGCAUUUCGCUCUGUGCACAUGGUCCUGGUGACCCUGAGGCGCUUGGGUCCUAUCCGUGCGC
Messenger RNA from Zalophus californianus (California sea lion), 5074 nucleotides. RefSeq names its product zinc finger BED-type containing 1 (gene ZBED1). The coding region runs from base 2257 to 4347 and encodes 696 amino acids. The transcript has 4 exons. Lineage: Eukaryota; Metazoa; Chordata; Mammalia; Carnivora; Otariidae. Gene Ontology annotation, biological process: regulation of transcription by RNA polymerase II. Gene Ontology annotation, cellular component: nucleus. The record is from RefSeq and is a predicted model, not a curated record. Gene Ontology annotation, molecular function: DNA binding; protein dimerization activity.